UUGUCAAAUCAUUCAAAUUUCAAAUGAGGUUAGAAAAAAAUUAAAUAUGAAUUGAUUAAAUAGUAAAAUAGAACUUUUCACAAUCCCCAUAGCAGGCCGUAAUGUUCAGAGACAAAUUAUUUCGAAUUUUUAGAAAUGCCUAUCGCUUAAACAGUCUCAAAGUUGGUGUAAAAAUACGAAAUAUAGCGCCGGUAACAUUGGGUUUACUUACCACAGUUUCAUGCGAAGAACACUUGCACAGAACAGAUGCAACCUGGGAGCCGGACACUUUGGAACACGAGUUUCUGAUCCGACAGGCUACUACUGUCAGUGUGAAUGCUGCUACACAAUUGCUAACAGUAACUUUAGUCGCAGUCCAAGACACUAGCGAAAGAUUAAGAGAUGCACUGACGAAGGAAAUAUGUCUGGUGAAACAAGCACUUGAAUGGGGAGAUGAGGGCACACCGCCACACCAUUGGGAUCAGUUGGUGGCCAUCCGGGGUUCCCUGUGUGACCUUAAGCACAACCUGAGAACUCUCUUCAGUUACAUGGAUUAUGCUGAAAAGUUAGCCACAACAGCAGCUGAAAUAUCUUACCUCUCUGGAAACAUAGCAGCCUCUGAUGCCAUUUGCGAAAGAAUUGAUCAUGCUUGCAGGGCGUGUAACACUCAGAAGCAAUUGACUCACGAGUUGCAACAGGAGAGCUUGGAGUUGCAACAGCAAGCUAUCAUCAAUGCACCACAUCUCGAGGACAAACUGAAAACGAAGGAAGAUGUCAAACAAUCUGUCAUUAAAUAGACAUUUUUUUUAUGUAACAGUAUUGGAUAAAAAAUUAUUGUAAAUAUUAUAGACAUGUUGCUAUUAAAAUACUGAAUACAU
Messenger RNA from Bicyclus anynana (squinting bush brown), 857 nucleotides. RefSeq lists its product as uncharacterized. Gene Ontology annotation, cellular component: mitochondrion. The transcript has 4 exons. Lineage: Eukaryota; Metazoa; Arthropoda; Insecta; Lepidoptera; Nymphalidae. The record is from RefSeq and is a predicted model, not a curated record. Gene Ontology annotation, biological process: apoptotic process. The coding region runs from base 102 to 776 and encodes 224 amino acids.